UAUACGUAAAGAAGACUGGCCGCUAGGGCUCAGGACCGGGAUUCUCCACGUUCCGCAGAAACGUGCGCUGCUGUUGCUUUGGGAGGGGGAAAGUCACACUGUCUCCAGUGAAAACUGACAGAGGGUGGUGGCGUUUAGAACCUUCGUGAAGUCUUCUGCCUGGAACCCGAGACUUGCAUGCUAUGGAACACCCUCUCUUUGGCUGCCUGCGCAGCCCUCACGCCACGGCGCAAGGCUUGCACCCGUUCUCCCAGUCCUCUCUUGCCCUCCAUGGAAGAUCUGACCAUAUGUCCUACCCUGAGCUCUCCACUUCUUCCUCUUCUUGCAUAAUCACGGGAUACCCCAACGAGGAGAGCAUGUUUGCCAGCCAGCAUCACAGGGGGCACCACCACCAUCACCAUCACCACCAUCACCACCACCAGCAGCAGCAGCACCAGGCUCUGCAAACCAACUGGCACCUCCCGCAGAUGUCCUCCCCUCCGAGCGCGACUCGGCACAGCCUUUGCCUCCAGCCCGACUCAGGAGGACCCCCGGAGCUGGGGAACAGCCCGCCGGUCCUGUGUUCCAACUCCUCCAGUUUGGGUUCCAGCACCCCGACCGGAGCAGCGUGCGCGCCGGGGGACUACGGCCGCCAGGCGCUGUCGCCCGCAGAGGCGGAGAAGAGAAGUGGCGGCAAGAGGAAAAGCGACAGCUCAGAUUCCCAAGAAGGAAAUUACAAGUCAGAAGUUAACAGCAAACCCAGGAAGGAAAGGACAGCUUUUACCAAAGAACAAAUCAGAGAACUUGAAGCAGAAUUUGCCCAUCAUAAUUAUCUGACCAGACUGAGGCGAUAUGAGAUAGCAGUGAAUCUGGAUCUCACUGAAAGACAGCUCAUCCUCUUUGUUCAGUCUCUGGCUUCAACCACUGAAUCACAAAUAUUCUCCUGCUGGGAAUCAGAAAGGGCAGAGAUGAGGAACCCAGGAGCCCAACAGGAUGUUUCUGUUUCCCAGGGAGUUCGCAUGAUGUUUUACAUGAUGAAGCCCAAUGAAACAUCUUUCCAAACCUUAGAAGAGGUGCCUGAUUACGUAAAAAAGGCAACUCCAUUUUUCAUUUCCUUGAUGCUGCUUGAAUUGGUUGUCAGCUGGAUUCGCAAAGGGAAACUUCCAGGUCAACUGGAUGACGCUUUAGCAUCAAUGUCAGCUGGUGUUCUUUCUCGGCUUCCAUGGCUGUUUUCCAGGAGUAUCGAACUGACCAGUUACAUUUAUAUCUGGGAGAACUACAGGCUUUUCAUUUUGCCUUGGGAUUCUCCAUGGACUUGGUAUUUUGCCUUUUUAGGAGUUGACUUUGGCUACUACUGGUUCCAUCGCAUGGCCCAUGAGAUUAAUAUUAUGUGGGCCGGACACCAAACACACCACAGUUCUGAAUACUACAACCUGUCGACAGCGCUGAGACAAUCUGUCUUCCAGAUAUAUACUUCCUGGAUUUUCUACUGUCCCUUGGCCCUCUUCAUUCCGCCUUCAGUAUAUGCUGUUCAUCUUCAGUUCAAUCUCCUCUACCAAUUUUGGAUCCACACAGAGGUAAUCAAUCACCUUGGUCCUUUGGAACUGAUUCUUAAUACUCCUAGCCAUCAUAGAGUACAUCAUGGUAGAAACCGUUACUGCAUAGACAAAAAUUAUGCUGGCACUCUUAUUAUAUGGGAUAGAAUUUUUGGGACAUUUGAGGCAGAGAAUGAAAAAAUUGUAUAUGGGCUAACACAUCCCAUUAAUACAUUUGAACCAUUCAAGGUGCAGUUUCACCAUUUAUUUUACAUUUGGACUACAUUCUGGGCCACACCUGGAUUCUUCAAUAAGUUUUCUGUCAUAGUUAAAGGACCAGGCUGGGGUCCAGGUAAACCAAGACUUGGACUGAGUGAAGAAAUCCCAGAGGUCACAGGGAAAGAAGUGGCCUUCUUAUCUUCAGCCUCUCAACUAUUAAAGAUAUACGGAGUUGUACAGUUUGCUCUGAUGCUGGCAUUUUAUGAAGAUACCUUUGCAGAUAAAGCUGCACUUUCACAGCUCACUCUCCUUCUGAGGGUUUGCUUCAUUAUCCUCACGUUGACCUCCAUUGGAUUUCUUAUGGAUCAAAGACCCAAGGCAGCUGUUAUGGAAACUUUCCGUUGCUUGUUGUUUCUGACGCUGUGUAGAUUUGGUCACUUGAAGCCUUUAAUCCCUUCCCUGUCAUUUGAUUUUGAGAUUUUUUUUUCCAUCUGUGUUGCCUUCUGGGGAGUAAGAAGCAUGCAAGAACUUGCCUCCAGGCCUUGAAAAUAACAUAAGUAUGUGCAUAAUUCUCUUGUUUUAACCAGUUGUUCACAACCACAAAUUGUUAAUGCCUAUGAAAAAUAAUUAUUUUUAUGUAAUGUUUACAUGGAUCGUUUCAUUAAUGAAAGCGAAAUGUAUUUCUUUACUAUUGUUUGCUUUUCAAAUUUAUUAUGUCCUAUUAAAGUCAGUUGCAUUUACUUUCCUCUAUUGUUUAUGUUGAAAAUUGAUCCUUUUUAAUAAAAUGAUGUUAUAUUCAUUAGUAGCAUCCAAGCCGAUGAGUACAGGAAGCAGAGGAAUGGGAAAAACUUAAAAACAGUAAAUAGAAUGAAAAUCGCCUUUGCAUUGACAAUUUUUCUUUGAUAUUUGCUAUAAUUGUGCUUAGAUACAUAUUUGUAGUUAUAAAAAUGUAUUGCAUUAGAUGUCUGCCUCUGGCUGUAUUUACCUUUGCAAACCACGCAACCUAAGGAGCUACAGUACAGAAAAAGAUAUGACUGAAAUGAAAAUUAAUAAAAUUUGUCAGAAUUAGUGUAUUUGACAUUAAUUUACAAUGCAUAUGACUGAUAUGUUUGGCCAAUUUGUUUUGUCAGAUUGGGGAAUAUGCAGUAAUUAUGUAUUAUUUUAAAUUGUCACAAUAAUAUUAGUAAAACUCUCUAAAUAAAAGUGCCCAGAUGUUGUGCACCCAUUAUUCUUUGAGAUUAUACAAAUCUGCCAAGUGUCUCAUGGGAGGGAGCUAACAUGGAUAAGCAGGAAAAGAUUCUAAGGAGGAGGACAGAAAAUCAUUGAAAAAGUUUUUCUCUCCCUUUCUGCCAAUAAUUCUUAGAUUUGAAAUGAGAAAUCAAAUAAUCAAAGUUACAAGCACUAAGACAAUUAAUGCUGUCCUCAUUGAAUUUUGCCUAUAUUUAUCACUGGGUUAAAAAGAUCUGAUCAGUGGCUGACAUCAUCUUUGAGCAUGUUAUUUAAGCUUACAACAGAGAAAAACAAGGAACUAUUAAAAGAAACAGAGUCCAGGUGCUAUGUGGACUAGUGAUGCAGGAUUGAAACACAUUUGUUUUUCAAAUGGGAACAGCAGAGGAAGACUAUAUUUGCAUGAUGGAAAAAUUAACAAAUUAUAUCUCAAACGUCAGAAGUCGGGGUUUGGCUUUGCUUCAUUCAUCUUUUUAUACUUCUUAAUUUAACACAGAGUCAGAGCAAGUUCUUAAGCCCAUAACAAAUGCUAAACCCUACUGUUCUCUCUUACCAAUGAAUGGUUCCUGCUGGAUUUUGCAUGUGAAGAAUCAUGUUAAAUCAUGGAGCCCUCUGCUGGCUUGAAAUUGCUAAACUUAUAGCAUAGAAAUUCUCAAGGCCCUCAUUCCUACAUUCUAAAUCUUCAUUCUGUAAUAGGUCACAUCAUCCAGUAAUGCAAAGAAAAGAGAUUUUUUUUAUAGCUCCUUAAAUAGCUUUUUUGUUUGUUUGUUUGGCAGAAUAGUUUAAUGAUAUUUAUCCAUAAAUUAUUUACAAAUAUGUAUAUCUACUUAGAUAUAUCAGAAUGUAUAGGAGUGGCCUAAAA
Messenger RNA from Choloepus didactylus (southern two-toed sloth), 3822 nucleotides. It is a transcript of the gene MEOX2, whose product is annotated as mesenchyme homeobox 2. Bases 183 to 2279 code for a protein of 698 amino acids. The transcript has 15 exons. Gene Ontology annotation, cellular component: endoplasmic reticulum; nucleus. Gene Ontology annotation, biological process: positive regulation of transcription by RNA polymerase II; lipid biosynthetic process. Gene Ontology annotation, molecular function: oxidoreductase activity; iron ion binding; DNA-binding transcription factor activity, RNA polymerase II-specific. The record is from RefSeq and is a predicted model, not a curated record. Lineage: Eukaryota; Metazoa; Chordata; Mammalia; Pilosa; Megalonychidae.